AUGGCCGAAGCUUCACUGGCCACCUCAGUCGACCCACACCCUGAGGAGCCCAAUUGGCCUCGAAACUGGAGAGCUUACACCUGCUGGACCGGCUGCUUCUUUCUCAUGUUCAACUCAUGGGGGCUAGUCAAUGCUUAUGGAACGUUUGCUUCGUAUUAUGUAGGCAACUCGCUCCGAAACACUGGCCAGUUGGAGUUGAACUUGAUCGGCUCGAUGCAGUCCUUCUUGGUUUUGCUCUUUUCUACUCCAGUAGGUAGACUAUUGGAUGCUGGAUACUAUCGUAUUGUCAUCGCUACGGGUGCCCUCCUCGUCCCCGCAGGCAUGUUCACUCUUUCCUUAGUUCAUCCUAAAGAUAAGGAUGCCAUGGCCAACUACAGUGCCAUUCUAUGCACUCAAGGAGUCAUGGUGGGAAUAGGCAUGGCCUGUUACUUUGUUACAAGCUCUCAAGCAGUUGCCGCUACAUGGUUUCCAAACCGGAAAGGACUGGCCGUUGGCUUCGUUGCCUGCGGUGCUAGCGUAGCAGGUGUUGUAUAUCCUACAAUGACUCGUUACCUGAUUGAGGCUUUGGGUUUCGUUCAGGCUGUACGAGUAGUUGCUGGACUUGUUUGCUUGACGUCCGCCUUUUCAUUCUUCUUUGCUGUCCCCAAUCCGGCACAUACCCACCCUAAACCCCAAACUUGGUCGGCUGUCGGCACUUGGAUUGACGUCGAAGCCUUCAAGAACAAGUCCUUUCUCUGGUUUUCCGCCGCAGUUGCCUUUCUCUUCUUCGGAUUCUACCCUGUUUUCUUCAACCUUGAAGAGUGGGCCGCAGUGUCUGGUUAUGGGACGCGUGAUGGUUCAUCUGUACCCAUGCACGUCCAACAAUCCAGCGACAAGCCUCUACAGACAUUCUGGUUGCUCACCAUCAUGAAUGGUGCCUCGACCGUUGGUCGCCUCACCAUGGCCGCAUUCUCGGACAAGACGGGGCCUCUCAACAUGCACAUCAUCGCACAAGUCAUCUGUUCCCUACUCGUGCUCAUUCUCUGGUCCCUCGCCAGGUCGACCGCCGCAGCCAUCGCCUUCUGCGUUGUCUUUGGCGUCUUCUCCGGUGCCGUCAUCGGCCUUCCCCCAGCCUCGAUGGCAAACGUCCUCAACUGCACGUACAACACGCCCUCUUCGAAACACAUUGGCCACGCGAAGUUGGGACAGUGGGUAGGCAUGAUGUACAGCAUGGCAGCCAUUCCAGCCUUGACGGGCCCAGUCAUCGCCGGCUAUCUUGUCACCCAGUAUUCCGACUACAUAACCGUACAAGGCUGGGCAGGCGCCAACCUUAUGAUCUCAGCUUUCUGCAUGAUGGGCUGCAGGUGGACUCUCCCCUGCAAGGACGGCGAGCUUGUAGCGACCAAAGUCGCCCGCAUGCGAGGAACGCUCCGCGACGUCGACGAGGACGAGAAGACGAUCUCCGGUGGCUACGAAACAGAGAGCGACAACGAGGUCCGAAAUGGCCUUUCCGAAGCCACCACCCGUGUCCCCUCGAUGCGACAGAACUCGGAUGUAAAGAUUGCUGAGGUCGGCAACACCGAUGGCGUCCUUGGCUCCGACAAGAACGUGUAAGCCAUGGUCGCAGUCACCGACCUUUCAAAAUUCCACCUCCCCAUUGCCAUCCCUUUUAGCCUCGGGAGGGAGGGGGAAAUGCAUCUCGGCGUUCUAUUGGAGUUUGGUACGAUACAAGCAUCAGAGGUUGUUCUCCUUACUUUUCCUUCUUUUUUUACCUCAAGAUUUCUGGUAACGACAUUUCCUUAUUUUCCCAUCUGAUUCACAUGUAGUUUUCCUUGACACACACAGAUCACACACGUGCUGGUAUC
Messenger RNA from Aaosphaeria arxii CBS 175.79, 1844 nucleotides. Its product is annotated as MFS general substrate transporter. The record is from RefSeq and is a predicted model, not a curated record. Lineage: Eukaryota; Fungi; Ascomycota; Dothideomycetes; Pleosporales. Gene Ontology annotation, molecular function: transmembrane transporter activity. Gene Ontology annotation, cellular component: fungal-type vacuole membrane. The coding region runs from base 1 to 1593 and encodes 530 amino acids. The transcript is spliced from 3 exons. Gene Ontology annotation, biological process: transmembrane transport.